AUGAGCUCUCUUCAUAUGCUUUUUUCAUUUCUUCUGGCCUUUUCCUUGGGAUGUACUGUCUCAGCAAAUGUUUCCUGCGAUCCCUCUACCCUGAAUACCACCAGUGGUGUGUAUUAUGCACAGGAGAACCAAACACUCUUCGAUAUCGCAGAUGUUGUGUCCCGUGGAGUUUGCGAUAUCGCGCGCUACAAUCGCAUGGCGGAUGCCAUAAUUCCAUUGACGACCGAUGAAGAAAUCCUCAUACCUCCCCAGGUCUGCAAGCCAGACAAUUCGACAUGCCUGAUCGUGUCCGAGCCAAAUGCCACCUAUGCGAACUGUGUUGUAGGUGGACCGCACACCUACCUCACCCUCAAGGGUGACACUAUGGCCUACAUUGCUUUGAAGCUCAAUCUCACGAUUGAUGCCUUGAUGAGCACUGCCUGGGUACCAAAUAUGGGAUCUGUGAAUGAUACGGUUGAAGUUGGUCAAACCAUCAAGAUACCGCAAUGCAGUCCAAGUCAGUGCAUUAUCCGACCUGGAGAAUUUAUUUAUGGCACAUUCAAGGAUCUGGCGGCCAAACUGGGUUCUACACCAGGCCAGCUAAUGGCUCUCAACCCAACUUACAAUCAUACUGUUGCACCUCAAGGCGAAGGUCCCAUUCUUACUAUGAUCAGAGAUUGUACCAAUCUUUCAAAGAACAUAACUAUCAUAUCUUAG
Messenger RNA from Penicillium angulare, 696 nucleotides. Its product is annotated as LysM peptidoglycan-binding domain-containing protein. The transcript has a single exon. NCBI's taxonomy places the organism in Eukaryota, Fungi, Ascomycota, Eurotiomycetes, Eurotiales, Aspergillaceae. Bases 1 to 696 code for a protein of 231 amino acids. The record is from RefSeq and is a predicted model, not a curated record.